UAGAGUGUUGAUUGGGUAGACAGCUUGUGGUGGAAGGAAACGUUGGACUUUUCAAGCGGCUUGCAAUGGAAGCUACUGAAGUGUGGCUUCGCAGGGAAGAUUUGUACCACUACAAAAGGGCCGGCAUGCUCAUAGCGGACUCACACUAGUUCCUCGUUUUCCAAAUACAAGAUGAACUCCUCAGAUUCGGAGGAAAUGAUGAUGUUCUCCUCAGAUUCGAGUGACGAAGAGGACGAGCUGCUUGUGCUGAUUGCCAUCGAGGAGGAAGAAGCAGGAGCUGCGCGUCGUAGCAGGCAGCGUGGGUCGAUGCCCGGCCAUGCGGUUAUAGACCGGCAACACCGCGAAGGUGCUGCUAGGCUGUACAACGACUAUUUCGCCGACAACCCUGUGUACGGCGAUAUCCUGUUUCGUCGGAGGUUUCGUAUGUCGCGGCGGUUGUUCUUGCGUAUUGCGGCCGCUGUGGAGGAGCAUGACACCUGGUUCAGCCAGAGAAGGGAUGCAACGGGGAAGCUCGGGCUUAGCCCCUUGCAAAAAAUGACAGCGGCCAUACGGCAACUAGCAUACGGAGUCAGUUCCGAUGCAGUUGACGAGUACGUGCGGAUAGGGGCGAGCACGGCGAUGAUGGCAUUACGGAAAUAUGUGCAAGCUAUUGUGGAGGUGUUCGGAGAAGAAUAUCUCCGGGCUCCCAAUGAAACUGACACCGCCCGUCUCCUGGCAGAAGGCGAUCGCCGUGGGUUUCCCGGGAUGCUCGGGAGCAUCGAUUGCAUGCAUUGGGUAUGGAAGAACUGUCCAAAAGCGUGGCAUGGCGCGUACACAGGCCAUACUCGCAAGCCUUCUAUAGUUUUGGAGGUUGUUGCGUCGUAUGACUUAUGGAUUUGGCAUGCUUUUUUUGGCAUGCCUGGGAGUCUUAACGAUAUAAACGUAUUGUACCGCUCUAACUUAUUUACUAGGCUUAUCGAUGGGAGUGCCCCACCUGUGUCGUACAUCAUAAAUGGUAACAGGUACGACAUGGGAUACUACCUCGGCGAUGGCAUAUACCCCGAAUGGGCGACCAUAGUGAAGGCAAUUCCUGCUCCACGAGGCAACAAGAGCAUCCAUUUCUCCGCGAUGCAAGCUGCUCUCCGCAAGGAUGUCGAACGUGCAUUUGGUGUGUUGUAA
Messenger RNA from Phragmites australis (common reed), 1158 nucleotides. RefSeq lists its product as uncharacterized. The record is from RefSeq and is a predicted model, not a curated record. The coding region runs from base 172 to 1158 and encodes 328 amino acids. Lineage: Eukaryota; Viridiplantae; Streptophyta; Magnoliopsida; Poales; Poaceae. The transcript is spliced from 2 exons.